AUGUCAGAUGAGCAACUCGCCCGUCAGACAGCCUCGAGCUUCGAUAGGCUCGAAAACUUCAACUUCCUUCUCUCUCGACACGAUCCUAACUUGGCCAAAAGCCGUCACUAUUCCUUUGACGCAGAUUCUACCGGCCUGGCUGCCUUUUCGAAUCUGAACAUGGAUUACGAUCAGACCGAGGGGAUGGGCGGUCUCUCCGUCAGUUCGUACGAUAGCAUUGAGGACGAACGCAGUCCGAUCGAUGUGCGCGGAUAUCCGUAUCAUGACCAAAUGCUGUCCUACUCAGCUCAUCCCAUCUAUCCACCUAUCUCAUAUGGUCCUCCCGAUGACCUGGGACACGGUGCGGGUGCUAUGACACCCUCGGAUGUCUCCUCUUCGAUCUCACCUCCCAACGGUCAUAUCAACCACAGCAAGUACAGCACGCAGAUUCCUGGCGAUCACCUUGCUUCCGCCCUUGGCCAGGAGGAGGGCGUCCGCCGUGCUGCCGAAGAAGACCGGCGACGCCGCAACACGGCUGCCAGCGCCCGGUUUCGCAUGAAGAAGAAACAGCGUGAACAGGCCCUCGAACGCACCGUGCGCGAAACCACCGAAAAGAAUGCGACUCUCGAGGCGCGUGUAGCACAGCUCGAAAUGGAGAACCGCUGGCUGAAGAACCUCUUGACCGAAAAGCACGAAGCCAGCACGACUCGGAUGGCUCCUCCCCCAACUGACAGCACAGCCUUGGCCUCCCAAGGUACCAACGCUACUGGCCCCGGGCAAAAACAUAUUCAGCCAAAAAAGAAGGGCGUCGGGACCGACAACUGA
Aspergillus niger is the source of this 804-nucleotide messenger RNA. RefSeq lists its product as uncharacterized. Gene Ontology annotation, cellular component: nucleus. Bases 1 to 804 code for a protein of 267 amino acids. The transcript is spliced from 2 exons. Gene Ontology annotation, molecular function: DNA-binding transcription activator activity, RNA polymerase II-specific; RNA polymerase II transcription regulatory region sequence-specific DNA binding. NCBI's taxonomy places the organism in Eukaryota, Fungi, Ascomycota, Eurotiomycetes, Eurotiales, Aspergillaceae. The record is from RefSeq and is a predicted model, not a curated record. Gene Ontology annotation, biological process: regulation of transcription by RNA polymerase II.